Panicum virgatum (switchgrass) is the source of this 411-nucleotide messenger RNA. RefSeq lists its product as uncharacterized. The record is from RefSeq and is a predicted model, not a curated record. Lineage: Eukaryota; Viridiplantae; Streptophyta; Magnoliopsida; Poales; Poaceae. The coding region runs from base 1 to 411 and encodes 136 amino acids. The transcript has a single exon.
AUGGCGUCCGCCUCCCUCCCGGCUCCCGCGCUCGGCCGCGCCGCGCCCCUGAAGGCCUUCGACUACAGCCGCACGGGCGUGCGCGGCCUCGUGGAGUCCAGCGUCUCCUCCGUCCAGGAGCUCUUCCGCCACCCAGACCCCUACGGCUCGCUCUCGCUCGCGUCGGCUGCCCGCAGCUGGGGCUUCUUCCACCUCGUCAACCACCAGCACGCGCUCCCCAACCCCGUCCCCGCAGCGAACUACGACUACCCCGCGCGCGCCCUCGCCGCAGUGCGCGCCUUCAACGAGCUAGUGGACGGCGGAGCGUGCGCCGCUCUACGGCCGCCGCGGACGGCGCGGGCCUUUGUGAGUUGUCCCCUGAAGAGCGGCGUGAAGAGGGCAGGAAGUCCGGGAACUUGGGCAUGGUCAUAA